This is a messenger RNA of Capsicum annuum, 1381 nucleotides long. RefSeq names its product probable thimet oligopeptidase. Gene Ontology annotation, molecular function: metalloendopeptidase activity. Gene Ontology annotation, biological process: peptide metabolic process; proteolysis. The record is from RefSeq and is a predicted model, not a curated record. NCBI's taxonomy places the organism in Eukaryota, Viridiplantae, Streptophyta, Magnoliopsida, Solanales, Solanaceae.
GAAGCGUGAGGAUGUGUACAGAGUUGUCAAGGCUUUGACAGUAACAGGGGAUGGAUUGAGUGCUGAUGCUAAAAGCUUUACUCGUUUCCUGGUUCGAGAAUUUGAAAGGAAUGGCGUGAAUCUGACCUUAUCUAAGAAAGAGGAGUUGCAGCGUUUAACAACAAAUAUAGACGAGCUAAGCAUGCAAUACAUUCGUAAUCUGGAUGAUGAUUGUAGUUUUCUACUUUUCACUGACGUGGAGCUAGAUGGGUUACCCCCCGAGUUUCUCAAGAGCUUAGAACGAUAUGGAGAUGGUAACAGAAAAAUCAUUUUGAGAAGCCAUCAAGUUUCACCGGUGCUAGAGCUUUGCAAGGUGGGAUCAACCAGAAGAGCUGUUGCUAUUUCCUAUGGGCGCAGAUGUGAAGCCAAUGUCACUAUUCUUGAACAGCUGAUUCAGUUGCGUCACAAACUUGCUAGAUUGCUUGGAUUUGCAAAUUAUGCCGACUAUGCCACUGAUGAUAGAAUGGCAAAGUCUUCCUCUAAGGUGUUUGAGUUUUUGGAGAGUCUCUCUGCCAGCUUGAAUGAUUUAGCAUCCAGGGAACUUUCAAUGCUUAAAGCAUUAAAGAAGAAAGAGGAAGGUGAAUCUCCUUUCGGCAUGGAGGAUCUUGCAUACUAUGUCAAAAGAAUCAAAGAUCAACAAUUCCAUAUUAAUUUUGGAGUAAUUAGACAGUACUUUCCUAUCAUGUUGGUUUUAUCCGGCAUCUUCAAAAUCUGCCAAGACUUAUUUGGCUUAGGUUUUAAGGAAGUUGAAAAUGCUGUGGUUUGGCAUCCAGAUGUUCAGCUUUUUUCAGUUUCAGAUUUAAGUUCUGAAGAGCUUGUUGGAUAUUUUUACCUAGAUCUGUACUCCAGAGUAGGCAAAUAUGCUCACACUUGUGUCAUAGCUCUUCAGAAUAGUUCACUAAAUAAUGGUUCUAGACAGAUUCCUGUGGCUCUACUUGUUUCUCAAUUUGAAAAGGAAGUUGAUGGUCACCCUGGGUUAUUGCAAUUCUCAGAAGUGGUUAAUCUUUUUCAUGAAUUUGGUCAUGUGGUACAUCACAUUUGCAGCUGCACAUCCUUUUCAAAAUUCUCGGGGCUGAGUUUGGAUCCUGAUUUUGUGGAGAUCCCUGCCCUUUUGAUGGAGAAUUGGUGCUACGAAAGCCUCUCUUUGAGACUGAUCUCUGGCUUUCAUCAGGAUAUCACAAAGCCCAUUAAGGAUGAUCUUUGUAAAUCACUUAAGAAAUGGCGAUGCUCCUUCUCAGCACUGAAAUUGAAACAGGAGAUUUUUUAUUGUCUAUUUGAUCAAAUUAUUCAUUCAACCGAGAAUGUUGAUAUUAUUGGGCUGUUCCAGCAUCUCUAUCCAAAG